Rhincodon typus (whale shark) is the source of this 2468-nucleotide messenger RNA. RefSeq names its product ADP-ribosylation factor 3-like. Gene Ontology annotation, molecular function: GTPase activity; GTP binding. Lineage: Eukaryota; Metazoa; Chordata; Chondrichthyes; Orectolobiformes; Rhincodontidae. Gene Ontology annotation, cellular component: plasma membrane; cytoplasm. The transcript has 5 exons. The record is from RefSeq and is a predicted model, not a curated record. Gene Ontology annotation, biological process: vesicle-mediated transport; intracellular protein transport. Bases 346 to 882 code for a protein of 178 amino acids.
UAGAGAGAGUGUUUUGCGGCGGUGAACUGGCGGCCCCCGAGGCUUGGCCGUUUACGGAGGGAAAGUAUGAGAGGAGCGUCGGUUGACCGCACCGACCUUGGGGUGGAUGUGGUACAGCGAAAUGAAAAUGGAAUUGAAGUGUUGGCGAUCGGUUUAGAAACCGGGAUGGGGCAUUGCAGCUUUCAUCAAAAGGAGCGAUCUGUCACCAUUUAGACUUCAUGUCAGAACCCUGUACAUCAGCCUGGCCAGGGCUUGGUAUGAACUGGAAGCCUUGGACGUGACCAAGGGCAGAUGGGUAUCCUAACUUGACUUUAACUAAGAACUGAUCAGUCAAGUGAAGACAGCAUGGGAUCUUUACUGAGUUUAUUUGGUUUUUUGAAGAAGGAAAUGCGAAUUCUAAUGGUGGGACUUGAUGCGGCAGGCAAAACCACAAUCCUGUAUAAACUCAAACUUGGAGAAGUUGUAACAACUAUUCCAACUAUUGGUUUUAAUGUUGAAACAGUGGAAUUCAAAAAUAUAAGCUUCACAGUAUGGGAUGUGGGUGGUCAAGACAAAAUUAGAACGCUCUGGAAACACUAUUUCCAGAACACACAAGGCUUAAUAUUCGUUAUCGACAGCAAUGACCGAGAGCGUAUCAAUGAGGCAAAGGAUGAGUUAAAUCGAAUGAUAACAGAAGAUGAGCUGAGAGAUGCUGUGUUGUUAAUCUUUGCAAAUAAGCAGGAUUUGCCGAACGCAAUGACACCUGCAGAGAUCACAGAUAAGUUGAAUCUGCACCAACUCCAUCACAGAUCAUGGCACAUCCAAGCAACCUGUGCUACUACUGGUGAGGGCCUUUAUGAAGGUCUUCACUGGCUGUCUAAUCAAACAAAUACAAAGCGAUAAUCUUCAUGAGGAUUGACCAAUCAAGCUGAUGUGUGCCUGUGUGUAAGUUGUUGAGUGGGAGCAGUUUCCUCACCAUGUGCCUUUUUAUAAUACAGAAGGGUUAGGGUCUGAUCUGAACUGGUAUUAUAAAUAAUUGUGAAAGUAUUUUAUUAUAGAUGAAUGGUUCUAGUUUGGAAUGUUGCCAGUAAUACUUAUAGGCUUGAAAUUAUAUUGCAACAUGUAAUUUAGCUGUCCAAACAUUAGUACCAUGAUGCUAUUUAAAGGCCCUUUUUCUAACUUGUGAUGGGAAGCAGGGAAAUGUGCUGGAUUGCUAGCUAAUAUUGAUGUGGAAUUUGGGAGUACUGCAAACCUUGCUUUUGAAUUAAUUUUUUUUGUUGUGCUGCUUGCAUGAAAAACUUGGUGGCAGUAGGAAGAAGUGAAUGUAUUUUCCAGAGAAAUGAUUUGCUGGCAAGUCUGAGUUUGGGUUGCUACCUCUGCAAAGAACAGACACUACGAAUAAUAGGAGGUCUGCACUGAAUGCUACAGAUUUAUGGCCUUGCUGAAACUUAAAUUCUGCACUAUAAUGCAUGGAGGUCACUCAGGCUGCUGCUCCUAUUCUGCAGUUUCCUAAGGAUGUAGGGCAACACUUGUAUGUAUUUGUUACAGGAGAGGGGUGAAGGGUCCAUUCAUAAAAAGACACAUAGCAAACAAUAUUUCUUGUACAUACCAACAACCAAGCCCUCAAAGGUACUGUAUCUUUAUCUUUAUCCAUGCAACAACAGUGAUUUUAAAAGCUCUCUUGAUCUCUUCUUUAAUAUAUAUUUGGAAUUAACCUUUAGGGUGGUAGAAAUUUUAAAAUUGCAUACCUGUAUUCCAGUAAGCCUCUGCAAAUCUUGGUAAGAUCAAUUAAACUUGGUGAAGAAUUAUGAAAACCAUUCAGGCUAUUUUGAAGAUUAUUUGGUGUCCAUUUUUUUAAAAAAAAUGAUGUUAAUAACUUGAAUACACGUCUUCUGAAUCUGAGCAAAACUAUAAAACACUUACAAAUUGACCUUUAAAAUACAAACACCAAUCUUAUUAACCAGCAAUAUAAAAGGAGAGGAGUGUGUUGGGAAUUGCCUGAAUUCUGUAGAUGCAAAACACCUAAAAUAAAAUCAGGAAAUGCUGAGCAGGUCUGGCAGCAUCUGCAGGGUGUUAACAUUUUUGGGUUGAUUGCCAGACAUGAGAUUGAGUUUACCCAACACUCUCAAUUCUAUUUCUACUUUACUUUAUUUACAGGGUUUAAGAAAAUAAUGUGAAAAUGCAUUUGUCAGAUAUUGCAUGUCAAAGCGAUAGGGAAAAUGAUUUUUUAAAAUGAGUAGACAUUGAGGUGCAAAUAAAUGUCUAGUCUGGGGGAUAAUGUCAGUUUUUCUUUGUUUGAAAGCUUGUUUUAAGAUGCACUCGGUUGAAAUGUCUCUUCCAAUAACCAGUCUCAUUACAUACCAGUGUGUUACUAUGUCUAUUUACUAUUGAAUUUCUGCUGGAUUUUGUGGGAUGUUUGAGGGAACUGGGAGAAAAGAACAUGAUUGCAAAUAUUUCUUUUUUUGUCAAUAAAAUUCUAUUCCCUUUAA